AAAAAUAAAAACAUUCAUUUUGUAUUUCGUCAAAGUUAUCAUAAAAAAUACAAUAUAACAAUUUGUAAAUCAUUCUUAUCCUGAAAAAUUUAAUGUAUUUACUCAAUAGUGCUUGUCGUUUUAUGCUACUUUUCGAUUAAUACAUAUAGAGAACUGAGCUCCUGGCUGUACUUCGUUAUGUCCCGUUUUAUAUUACUAUUCUCUUGUAUUUUGGCUUUUGAGAAAGGUGUAAGGGGGAUUGAGGUCUCUAUUUCUAAUGAUGGACCAGGAGUUCGUGGUUCUUACAUAACUUUUACUGCAACUGUGGCAAACUACGAUGGAGAAAGUCUUAAAUUUUCUUUUUGGGAUAAUGCCCAACCACAGCAUUCUGCAGAAUUUAUACAGUCAUCCCCUGUUUCAAAUUGGAGUGUAGAAUAUCCUCGAUUUGUAUAUGAAGCUGGGGAAUACAGCACCAAGGUAAUGCUGAUGAAGAACUUUGUAGGAAUUUGGUAUCCAGCUGCCAGUGCUGUUACUGAAUUUAAAUUAACCGAUGCUCUUAAUGGCAAUUUAGUUUUGAGUCAAAAUCAGGAAGAUAGACCAAACAAUUUCGUCAUGGUCAAUCGCACAGUUACCCAUCGCAUUGAGUUACCGAAAAAGGAAUUGGAGUUUUUAAAGAAGAAUUCUUCAACUAUUGUUACUUAUUGGUUUAAAGAUUGUACCUAUGUAGACCAAACUACAGAUUUUACCCUGAAUUAUACAUAUACAGAUUUAAUGAAUGAUCAUUAUAUUGAAGCUAUGGUGGUCGCUAACAAUGAGCCUCUUCAACCUAUAACAACUACAACAACUACUACAACUACUACUACCACUACAACUACAACUACUACAACAACUACACCAAAACCAACGCCCACAAUACCACCCCAAUCAAUUACAGAAAUAAUCACAUCAAAUACUAAUGAAACACUGCCUACUCAUAAGUUGGUAAGACGAGCAGUGUCCAAUAAGACAGUGAAAAAGAAUAAUUCAUAUAAAGAUUACAUUUGUCAUAAUACCAGUAUAGUGCCUAUAGGUAAAAAUUAUACAUAUGGAUAUUAUCAAGAGACGAUUAGUGUCAGAGCACCAAUAUCGGUCAUCAAUAUCACUGGCAAAAAUUGGCUCCAACAUGGAGAUUUGCUCAAUUUGCAGGUUAUGUACACGGGGUCGCCACCCUUCGAUUACUGUGUGUUGUACAAAUUGGGGCAAUACAACAUUACAGGCAAUGAGACUUGCAUGUCGAAAACUAGGACACUAUCAAACACUUUCCCUUUGGUCCAUUAUUUCUCAGAUAGUGAUCAACAUACAGUUGUAGUGGUGAUUGAAAAUGACAUUGGAAAGACUGCUUCUAGAGCAACAAUUAACAUCUAUAAAGCUGUGGUUCAUGCACAGUUGUCAGUUAUUGUGGUGCCAGUGGUGUUCUGUUUGGUUGCUGUUAUUUUGGUGGUGUUUGGCAUAGCAUAUUAUCAACAUAAAUCCAGAUAUACGGUAGAGGUGGCAGACUUUGAUUUCGGCCAAGCUCAUUUAGAUUACAAGACUUUUAUGGAGAGACUGAGGGACAGUUUUAGAAACGCAUUCCACUUCAGACAGCAUGACGAUACUGACCCUCUCACCGCCAAUACUAGGUACGAUUCUAUGACGUAGAGGCAGUAUUUAACGUAAAAAAAUGGAAGGGAAUGAAAUUUAUCAUUGUCAUAUAGAGACGCGAACGGUUGGAUAUGUGUGAUAUCGUGCCAUCAAAUAAGAAUGCUGAUCAAAUAAUAAUUGUUGAGACGUGCAUGUACUGUAGUCCAUUUCUAAUAUUUUUUUAGAUAUUUGUGACUAAGAAAAUCAUGUUCGUGGAUAAAGUACUUUAAAAAUUGUAACGGCCAUUCCAAUUUAUCACUAGAGCAUUUACGCGUGUUAGAUGUAAGGAUUGAAACGAUCGAGAAAUUAUUAAUAUGAUAAAUAUAUGUUAAAUAUUUAUUUUAUUAUUCAAAAGCCAAAUCAUAUAAAUGUUAUUGAAUGAGAUGAAUGACUGAAUGAAAAUUACAAUUAUUGUUUAUUAUAUAGCAUAUACUUUUUUAUAUAUAUAGGGAGAAAAUUAUCCUUGUCAAAAGGCGUGC
Molecule: messenger RNA, 2117 nt
Organism: Achroia grisella
Lineage: Eukaryota; Metazoa; Arthropoda; Insecta; Lepidoptera; Pyralidae
Exons: 7
Coding region: 178-1656 (492 amino acids)
Source: RefSeq, a predicted model, not a curated record